Penaeus vannamei (Pacific white shrimp) is the source of this 1538-nucleotide messenger RNA. NCBI's taxonomy places the organism in Eukaryota, Metazoa, Arthropoda, Malacostraca, Decapoda, Penaeidae. The record is from RefSeq and is a predicted model, not a curated record.
AAAAGGUUCUACCACCGCCACCUCCCGUUGUACACGACUGCUCAACACUCAGACAAGCUGGCCUAAAGGCAAGCGGAGUCUACACGCUGUUCCCCUUCACAUUCCCCGUGUUCUGCGACAUGGAGACGGAUGGAGGCGGGUGGACGGUCAUCCAGAGAAGGAUUCCGAAGGACACCCACGAGGACUUCAACCGGCCGUGGACCGACUACCGCCAGGGCUUCGGCGAACUGAGCAGCGAGUUCUGGCUCGGACUCGAAGCGCUUCACCAACUCACGCACAGUUCGGAGUACGAAUUGCGGGUCGACAUGAGGGACUUCGAGAUCGGGUCCAAGUAUGCGGUUUACGGGGUAUUCCGCGUAGGACCAGAGAGCGAUGGCUACCGUUUGACCGCCACGCACUACUCGGGCAACGCUGGCGAUGCUCUGUCCGUGUUUCACUCUGGGAGGAAGUUUUCGACGUUCGACCGCGACCAGGACACAGCGCGGAACAAGAGCUGCGCCCGCGAGAAGGAGGGCGGCUGGUGGUUCCACGCGUGUUACGCCGCCCACCUCAACGGCCUCUACCCAGACGAACCUGAGAGACUGAGCAAGGGCCCUGAGAUUCGGUGGUGGAGCAACCAGGACCAUGUACUCGUCCUCAACUCCGUGGAGAUGAAGAUUCGACGGAAAAAGGGUUUUAUCACGCCCUCCGGUACUCCCACAGACACAGAAGACACAGGCAAAGGCGCUGGAAAGUCAGAGCCCACACCCGACGGCGAUGACAAAGGCGUGACACCAAGGGUCAACUCGGGCGAGGACCAAGGCGAACGUAUGGACUACGACUACCACUGGGAAGCAGAUAACGAAGUUAUUACCUUCGGGGAUAUUAGCGGAGACGUCGAGGACGAGUACAACGUCACAGAUCAUAAGGGGCGCUCCGAUGUGAGCCCCUGGGGAGUCGCUAAAACGCAUAGAAACGCGGAAGGAUAAAUGUCACCUUUGGGAAGGGUACUCUCUCAAAUGUGUUCAGGGUUCGUGCGUGAUGUACGGUCUCGUGUUGAGGGAUAAACAAGCGUAGUUUUACUGAAUUUUACAGGAAGUCAAAAUAGAAAUGGUGAAGAGUGCCGCGAACCUUAAACAAUUUUAAGUAUUGAAUGGCCAUUUAGUCAUAAACUGCACUAGAAUUAGUUUUAAGCACUUCACUGAACCUCAAUGAAAUGUUCACAUGACAUGGCCUUUGUGCAGCAUAUAUGCAACUGCACUGACAUAUCCACCUUCAUGCCAAUUUUAAUGUGUUCUUAUAAUGAAGGGAUACUUUGUUUAGGCAGUGAAUUUCAGGUUACAUUGGUUGUUGCAUACUACUCAUCCAAAGAAAUAUCCUAUCAAAUUUUGGCAGUGAACGGGUUUAGUAAGAAGUUAUCACUCCUAUCAUUUUCAGCUAGAUUUUUUACCACAAAUAAAGUAUGUCUAAGCGCAUCAUAAUGUAACCGAAAAAAAAUCAAAACAUGUUGAGCUGUAUAAUGUUACUAAGAUUCUGCAUAAAGUUUUUGACAAAAUGUA